AUGGAUGGCUACCCUAGGGCCGUGAUGAUUACCGACUACGAUCGCCGUAAGCAGAUUAGUGUGCGCGGUAUCGCACAGGUGGAAAAUGUUAGCAACAUCAAGAAGGCUUUCAAUAGACAUCUGCAUUUUUCCAUCAUCAAGGUGAGACCCAGAAUAUUCUAGAU
Molecule: messenger RNA, 164 nt
Organism: Cylicostephanus goldi
Lineage: Eukaryota; Metazoa; Nematoda; Chromadorea; Rhabditida; Strongylidae
Source: the annotation of a GenBank genome assembly